Messenger RNA from Chroicocephalus ridibundus (black-headed gull), 2857 nucleotides. RefSeq names its product elastin (gene ELN). NCBI's taxonomy places the organism in Eukaryota, Metazoa, Chordata, Aves, Charadriiformes, Laridae. The record is from RefSeq and is a predicted model, not a curated record. Bases 86 to 2449 code for a protein of 787 amino acids. Gene Ontology annotation, molecular function: extracellular matrix structural constituent. The transcript has 34 exons.
CCCCUCGCAUCCUUGGAAGCAACAAUUAAGCAGCUCUGGGAUAAAACACACUGCCUGCGGGAGCACGGGGGCAUUGCUUCAAGAGAUGGCAAAGCAGGCAGCUGCACCCCUCCUUCCCGGAGUCCUCCUCCUCUUCUCCAUCCUCCCGGCUUCUCAGCAAGGAGGGGUUCCUGGUGCUAUCCCGGGAGGGGGGGUCCCAGGAGGAGCCUUUUUCCCAGGUGCUGGAGUUGGAGGUUUGGGAGCAGGACUCGGGGCUGGAGCAAAACCUCUCAAACCAGGGGUCGGAGGCCUCGGGGGACUCGGCCCACUUGGCCUGCAGCCAGGUGCUGCGGGUCUCUUCCCCGGAGGCGCCUUCCCCGGGGGCGUCUUCCCAGGUGCUGCCUCUGCCGCUGCGCUCAAGGCUGCUGCGAAAGCUGGUGCUGGCAUUGGUGGCGUGCCAGGAGUCGGUGUUCCUGGUGGCCUCGGGGUCUCCACAGGUGCGGUGGUACCGGGCGGGGUGCAGCCCGGGGUUGGCGCGGCAGGGAAACCCCCCAAAGUACCAGGCGCUGGGAUUCCUGGAGUUUUCCCGGGCGGCGUGCUCCCCGGCGCAGGUGUCCGCUUCCCCGGUGUAGGAGUGCUGCCCGGGGUACCCACUGGUGCUGGCGUCAAGCCGAAAGGUCCAGGAGCAGGAGCCUUCGCAGGAAUCCCCGGACUGGGAGGUUUUGGAGGUCAGCAGCCCGGUGUCCCUCUGGGGUAUCCCAUCAAAGCUCCUAAGCUCCCAGGUGGCUAUGGAUUGCCCUACAGCACUGGUAAGCUGCCCUACGGCUUCGGGCCCGGCGGGAUAGGAGCCGGCAUCGGGGUAGGAGGAAAGGCAGGGUACCCCACCGGGACAGGAGUCGGAGCACAGGCGGCAGCAGCAAAAGCAGCAGCUAAAUUUGGAGCCGGUGUCCUGCCCGGGGCUGGCGGCAUCCCAGGGGUCGGUGGAGUGGUGCCCGGUGUCGGUGUUGUCCCAGGAGCUGGAGUCGGAGGGCCGGCAGCGGCGGCGGCAGCAGCAAAGGCAGCGGCGAAGGCAGGAGCUUUUGGUGCAGGCCUCGUGCCCGGCGUUGGCGGCGUCCCAGGCCUCGUGCCUGGCGUUGGUGGUGUCCCCGGGUUGGUGCCCGGUGUCGGCGGUGUCCCCGGGGUAGCAGGAGUCGGGGCACCAGCAGCGGCAGCAAAGGCAGCAGCAAAGGCAGCUAAGUACGGAGUUGGUGUUGGCGUUCCUGGCAUUGGCGGCGUUCCUGGCGUUCCUGGCGUUCCUGGUGUUCCUGGCGUUCCUGGCGUUCCCGGUGUUCCCGGUGUUCCCGGUGUCCCUGGUGUGCCUGGCGUUCCUGGCGUGGCUGGGGUUCCUGGUGUGGUGCCCGGUGUCGGAGUGGGUGCCCCAGAUGCCGCGGCGGCCGCGGCAAAGGCUGCAGCAAAAGCUGCGGCAAUCGGAGCAGGGCGCGUGCCCGGUGUCGGUGUGCCCGGUGUUGGUGUGCCGGGAGUUGGUGUGCCAGGUGUCGGCGUGCCCGGUGUCGGCGUGCCUGGAGUUGGUGUGCCCGGAGUCGGCGUGCCCGGUCUGGUGCCCGGUGGCAUACCAGGUGAGGUGGUGCCUAAGGGAUGCUCGAGACAUCCCCAGUGGUGCCGGCUGAUGGGUGCCGGUGUGGCCACCAUGGCCCAUUGCUGCCCCUCACUGUCCCCCUCUCCCCCAGGAGUUGGAGUUCCAGGCGCCGCCGCUGCUGCCAAAGCAGCCGCCAAAGCAGCUAAGUACGGAGCAGGUGGCCUGGCUCCUGGUGUAGGUGGUCUAGCUCCUGGCGUGGGUGGCCUUGCUCCUGGAGUGGGUGCCCUGGCCCCCGGCAUUGGAGGUGUCCCAGGGGUCGUAGCUCCAGCCGCAGCAGCAAAAGCAGCAGCGAAGGCAGCCAAAUUCGGUGCUGGGGUCGGUGGGGUGCCAGGCGCAGUGCCCGGCGUCGCAGGAGUGCCAGGAGUGACGCCCGGUGUCGGUGUCGUGCCUGGGGUGGUGCCGGGCGUGGGGGUACCCGGUACCGGCAUCCUUCCUGGGGCAGGCAUCCCCCAAGUAGGGGUGCAACCUGGUGCUAAACCUCCCAAAUUUGGUGUUCCCGGGGCUGGAGUCCCAGGGGUCGGCGGCAUCCCAGGUGGCCUUGGAGUCGGUGGCCUCGGAGUUGGUGGCCUCGGAGUUGGUGGCCUCGGUGCUGGGCUCUUAUAUCCAGGAGCUGCUGGGAAACCUCCCAAGCCAGGUUUUGGUGUUGGGGGGCUGCAGCCAGGGGUUGGAGUUCCCGGCUUUGGCGUGUCACCGAUAUUUCCAGGUGGGGUCGCCGGCCAGCUGGGAUUCGGUGGGAAGCCCCCCAAGGCCUUCGGAGGAGCCCUCGGUGCUCUGGGCUUCAGAGGCGGCGUGGGCUGCGCACAAGGGAAGUACUGCGGGAGGAAGCGGAAGUAACCGCCCGCCGUCACUGAUGACCUCAUGAACUUUGGUGCUACUGCAUGGUCCAGAAUGUAAAUCCCAAGCAAAGCUGAGACAACACCCCCCCCACCACCACCCCCCAAAAAAAUCCGGACACCCCCACCCACCCCCCCACUUUCUUCAUGCCGGGGCCAUCCCCGGUCCCACGUUCCCAGGAGGGACCCGACGCCUCCGGCAGGGCCUGUCCCCAUCCAACCCCUCUGUCCCGGCAGGGAGCGCGGAAUAAACUGCGGGGAGCAGCCGUCCCCCUUGGUGCUAUCGCUCCCUGCGGGAUUUGGCGGGGGGGGGAGGGGGGGCGGGGGUGUGUGUCUUGGGGUGUCACCCCCCCCCCCGCCCCAGCCCCAGAGCUGACCCCACGGGGGGUGGGGGGGGGGGAGUAGGGCA